AUGGUGGAAAACGUUACAACUUUAGAGUUAAAUACUUAUUCAGAACCCCCGACAAUUAUUGCAGAGGACGAAGAUGGAAACACUUAUGUUGAAGUUUCGUCAGAAGAAAUGAAAAAACUUAAUCUUCUCUAUCGUAAGGGUUUCAGUAAUGCUGUAGAAACUCUUGUUCCUGCUGAACUAAAAGUUACUGGGGAACUUCCUUCAUGGCUUAACGGGGAAUUUUAUACGGUAGGUCCUGGUAUUUACGAUAUUAAAUACAACCGCAUGAUUGAAAGUGAAGGAGGAGGAUAUGAAAGUGCUACAGAAACAUUCUCAAUGGGUCAUUGGUUUGAUGGUUGGAUGGAAAAAAUAAUAAAAUCAAAUAUCGAUCAAGAAUUACCUGUAGAAAAUAUGAGACGAAAAUACGUGAUCAUCAUGGAAUCGUUACAAAACAUCCUUUUACAUUAUUCAAGACUCACUCAAACGCCUAUAGCAAAAUUUUUUGGGCAAAAACGCACAGAUAAACCUGAAAUGGAACCUUGUUCUAUUAAUAUUAGUACAAAUUUUCCAUUCUAUAAGUCUGGCGAAAAACCUAAAAUAUUUUGUCAGAAUCACGCAAGUCAAGUGGUGGAACUUGAAGCAUAUGAUCUUUCUCCUUCACGGGUUUAUUCUUGGGAUGAUAUAAAUCCUCUAUUUAGAGGUAAUCAUGCAUCUCCUCAUCCACAUUAUGAUGAGAAUACUGGAGAAUUAAUUAAUUUUAAUAUGGAAAUUCAAACAUUGGGAACAAAAUAUAAUUUCUUUUCCAUCUCGGAAAAUCAUCCAAGUGGAGAAUUUAUUACCAGCGUGUCUGCAAAAACUAGUUAUGUACAUAGCUUUGCUGUAACACCGAGAUUUAUAAUUUUGGUCGUGUUUCCUUUCUAUGGAAAAAAUGCCGGUAUUAACGUCAAAUGGUCGGAUAGCAUCUUAGAUUCACUUUCUUACAAUCCGGAGGAACCUACGCUAUUCUACGUUAUAUCAAGAGUAAAGAAACAACUCGUUGCCACUUAUAAGUCGGAUCCAUGCUUUGCAUUUCAUCAUAUUAACGCUUUUGAAGAUGAUGAUGAUAAUUUAUAUUUGGAUAUAGUAUGCUAUGAUAAUACAGACAUAUGUUAUGAUUUAUCACUUGACAAUUUAAGGAAUGGUUUAGUUGUUGGGCUUCCUUUAGCUGAAGUUCGUAGAUUCGUUUUACAAAAUGUUCAAAUUGAAUCAUUAAAAUUUUCAAAAAUGCCACAAGCAACACAACUGGAAACUCUACAAAAUACUGUAGUUAGUUUAUUCAGGAAUGCUUCACAUCAAUCGAUUAAUCCUUGGCCUAUUGCGAAUUACGUUCGUUGUGCAGAUUCUACUUUAGAACUACCAAGAAUCAAUCCCAAAUUUCAUGGUAAAAGAUAUCGUUACGUUUACGGAAUUGGUCUUUCAGCAAAAGCUGCUACUCAAGAAGGUCAGAUAUGGGAUGCACUUAUAAAAUGCGAUUUGGAUACUAAGGAGGUUGUUGCUAUGUGGGUAGUUGAAAAUUGUUAUCCUUCUGAACCUGUUUUUAUAUCAGCUCCCGGUAAUGAUAAUAAUGAAGAUGAUGGUAUAUUAUUAAGUGUUAUAUUUGAAGGUCAAGAUAUCAAGAGUUUUUUAGUGGUACUUGAUGCGAAAACCUUAUUGGAAAUAGCUCGUGUUGAUUUACCACAAGUAAUACCAUUAUCUUUCGGACAUGGCUCUUUUAAACAAAUAAUUUAA
This is a messenger RNA of Funneliformis mosseae, 1746 nucleotides long. NCBI's taxonomy places the organism in Eukaryota, Fungi, Glomeromycota, Glomeromycetes, Glomerales, Glomeraceae. The record is from the annotation of a GenBank genome assembly.